Molecule: messenger RNA, 710 nt
Organism: Hyphopichia burtonii NRRL Y-1933
Lineage: Eukaryota; Fungi; Ascomycota; Pichiomycetes; Serinales; Debaryomycetaceae
Exons: 1
Source: RefSeq, a predicted model, not a curated record
GCAUAAGCAUAUAAACCAAACGAUGGGGAUAUCUACUGAUGAAGUUACUAGGUUAUUAUAAAGAGUUCAGUCGGAGGGUUCGUCGACUCCCGUUUGAUAAAAGGACCCUUGAUCUACUACAAGCCAAAACCAAAAAUGAGUUCACUAACCUGAAUGAUGGACUCUUUUCUUAUUCAAGUAUAGACAUCAAUAAAUAUAAUAAAUAUGCUAAAAUUUUUGAUAAGUUUUUGGUUGAUGAAAAUUACGAUGCAUUGCACGAUAUCCUUGACUUGGCUUAUAAGAAUGAACCACUUUGGGUCCAACAAUUUCAACAAAUCAAUUAUUUGUCAUUCAAGAAUAGUUGGCCCCAAGUUCAUUUGGUUCACGAAUUUGGUAGUAAACAAAGCAUCAACAAGUAUGAUGAACAAUUGGCAUACUUUCAAAGCAAAAAGCCUCAACUUGAUUUAUUUGGAUACUUCAACAUUGAUAGAAAAUCAUUAGCAAAAGAUCGAAUAAGACCAUUCUCGAGAACCAUUGAGAAUGAAUCAUCCGUGGAAGAACUUAUUUCAAAAGCAAGGAAACUAUUCAAGUUUGUUGAGCAGAAUAAGCAUAUACUAUGCCAUUAUGUUCUUAGGGAUUUUGAAGUCGUUUAUGAGCCAACCAAGUUCGGAUUACCUGGUAAUGAUAUUAAAAGGGAUAAAGAAUUGAAAUCGACAAUCAAUUAUAUCAAG